Messenger RNA from Danaus chrysippus (African queen), 5223 nucleotides. Lineage: Eukaryota; Metazoa; Arthropoda; Insecta; Lepidoptera; Nymphalidae. The record is from the annotation of a GenBank genome assembly.
AUGUCAGACAAAAUUGAAGAAUUGUCGAGAAAGUUUGCAGAAAAUGUGUUGGAAGAAAACGCAAGAAGCGUUGGAUUAUUUCCAAUACCAGAAUAUCCCGAAUUCGAGCAGCGCGGCAUGUGGUCAUCAGUUUUAACCAUUCUUCUGACGACGUUGCGAUACCUCGCUCCUGCAACUUUGCUGACUUUGCUCUGGGUUCAGCCACACUGUGUGUUGAAACUUCUAAAAUACAUAGACUCGGCCGUAAGAUCUUUAGCAUUCUCCAGUGAAGAACAAAAAGAGGAUAUUUUAAAAUGGCUAGCGGAAGCCGGACCGGUGCGAGUCGACUCACUAGACGUCGUUUGGAGACAGGGUUGGAUAGUAUGUGGAGUUCUGGACAUGGCAUUGCCAGGAGCCUGUGCUGGACAUCCACCCUCAAAACUCUCGUUAAAGCACGCUCAAGUUAUCGCUGAACAUUAUCUUGGUGUGGAACCAAUCUUUACCCGACAGGAACUAGAAGCUUACGAAUCACUCAGUAAACACCAAGAAUAUAAGCUACUAAAUUUUUUAGAGAACAUACGUCUGGCUAUAUCGAAGUUAAAGCCCCCUUCACCAAAACAUAGGACUAUGGCAACCCAAAAAAAUGUAACAGAACCGUUGCAAAACUGCUUGGAUUACGUUGCAAAAGGCUCGGGUCUAACAGCCAUUCAAAUAAAUAAUAAAGUAUACUUUAAAAUAUAUCCAUCAGCUCAACAAUCUCUGAAUCCAGACGAAAUUACUAUUACAAUAUACGGCCCUCGAGGAGUUUAUGGCAGAACUAUUUUACAACCAAUAUUGGGUAAAGCUCAAUUAAUAAGACAAAAUUUGUUAAAGAAACAGCCAAAAUCGAUUUACACUGAAAAUGCUCUGCCAAUAACACAAGGUACAACUUACAUGAGGUCUUAUGGAAGAAAUGAUGUUAAUAAGACUUUUUUUAUUCCAAAAACUAAAUAUGAUAUUGAAAUUGAAACUGAUGUAAAAGAAGAUCACGCACGUGUAAGCUAUACUGCUUCUUUAGAAGGGAAAUACAAAAUCUCAAUAACAAGUAGAGGGCAGAAUAUUGUUGGUUCUCCAUUUAUUGCCACAGCUUCUAAAAAUGUGGUUGAAAUUUUUGAAAAAGAUAACUUUUUCCUUGAGAACGGGGAAGAAAUAAAUAUCUUGGAUACCAAAACUGAUAAGAAUGUUGUUUUAAAAGUUGUUGAUUACGGGGCGGAGAAAAUGCUUUUAAAAGAAAGUGGUGCACCAGAAAAAAUACACAAAGAAGAAUACACAAAGAAGAAAUUGAAGAAAUCAACUUUUCGCUCCAUUAAUAAUAACCUAUUAGUUGAAGAUAAAGCUAAGGAUAGGUAUACGGAAAAUGAGCAGACUCAAGAAAAGUUCUAUAAUACAGCCUUGAAAGUUAUGACUAUGAAUCGUGUUUGUAAAGUGCUACAAAAUGUGAGAGAAAACUCGAGCUCAAGAAAAAUUAGCUUAGUCAGAUCCACACAAGACAUACCAGAUAUUGUCAAUUCAACAUUUUAUGAUGAUCAAAUAAGUCAAAUAAUUCAAGAAAAAAACAAUAGAAUAAUUGUUCCCCAAAACAUUUCCGUGUCUAUUUUAACUGAAAAGUCAAAAACUUAUAUCGAUGACAUAGAAGUCAUCGAUACAUGUAACAAUAACAUUCAAUAUUUGAGUCACGGUUUGGAAAAUAUUGUUAAACUUAAAGAUGACCUUUUUGAAGAAGAUACCAUUUCAGUAGACACCACACAAUCGUCAAGCAAUCCCUUUUUAUGUGAUAGAUAUGAACAAAAUUAUGAGGUAGGAAAACAGUUUGGAUCUUUCGUACCAAAUGAAUAUGAAACCAAUAAUUCCCAAAGCGAAGAAACUGAAGAUUCUGUUGUUAAAUUAUUAGAUGAUUACCAAGACCACAAUAAUACUGGUAAUAAUCCUUUCAUUGAUUAUAACAGUAGUAACUUACUUUCAUCAAGUCUUAUAGGUGAUAACACAAAGUCAAAAACUAUCAGAGAACACACCGAUUCUGUAUAUCUUGAUUCUGAAUAUGAUAAUGAGUUAGAUGAUGUAAUGUGCAGUAGUGUAAAGAACAAUCCUUUUAUAAAACACGAAAAAUACCUGUCCCAAUUACAAAAUGAUAAACCUGAUUUCAUUAUCGGUGCACCUGUAUCUAUACCGCAAGUUUACUUAUCGUCUCCAAGCGAAAAUCAAACAAACAUCUCUGAAAUAAGUACAACAAAUUGUUCUUAUAAUAAAAAUAAGCUAAAAGAUUUACAAAACCAAAACUCAACGAUGCCUCAUGAAUAUUCAAAUCAAGUUGAGGAUGUAACUAAAAAUUCCAAUUAUAAUAGCCUAGAUUCAAAUAAUAGUUCCAAAAUUACCACUUCACAAUCAAGUAGAGAACUGUCACCAAAAACUGAUAUUUGGGACUCUGCGUAUGUUAGUAUAGACGAAAAUAUUUAUGCUGAAAGUACCUCAAGUGAAUCUAGUAACAGCAAAAUAAAUAAUCCCGAAAAGAUAUACUCUCAAACACGUCCUAUAAUAAGAGAUAUAAAAUACAUUGAUGAAGACGAUGAUGCAAACAAAUAUGAAAUAAAACGAUCUGAAAUUACACCCAUAAUUGAAGAGAACGAAAGGAGCUUUAUAUUUGGCAUGAAGGAACCGACAUCUGGAACUGACCCAGUGGUGACCGCAUUUACUGAACUUGAUGAUAUUUACGACGAAAUAUUUUCGAACUCAGAAGUAAGUUCAGAAACUACUAAUCAAGACUACAAGAAAAAUUUUGAAAUUGAACAUGUUACAGAAAACGAUGAAGUCUGUGUCAAUUCAGCAUCUGAUAUUAUAACAGAUGUGAAAAGACAAACGAAACUAGGAGAAGGAAAGAUUUCUGAGGUUCAGGAAAAUGUCACUGAAUCCGUUUCAGUAAGUCAAAACCUUCAUGUCAAGGAAAGCUUUUGCGAAAAAAACAAUAAUCGACUUGAUAACGAAACACAAUUUGGAGACCCAAGAUUUAUAAAUAUUGUUUCUGAAAAGAAAAAGUAUUGGGAUGAAAGAAUCCGAGAAAUCGAAGCUAAAUCCGAAGAAAUAAAAGUAUUUCAAACUAAAAGACGUCUCUCUGGUAAACAUUUACGACGCAAUGAUUCUUUGACCAAAAGAAAAGGGAAAAAAAUUGUCCAACAUAUUUUAAAAUCAGGGCAAGAAGAGUAUGAAAAAUAUGUCAAAGAAAAAUGUGAACCAAUUAACGAUAAUGUCCAACAAAUUGAAAUAUUUAACUCCACUGAACGAAAAGAUAUCGAUAGUAACAACCACGAACAAUUUACUUGUUUCGGAAAAAAAUCCUCUGAAAGUAAGGCGAGAUCAGUAAUCGAUACACUGAAAGACAUCAAAGUAAGUAGUGAAGAUUUAGUAGAUAUGGUUACUGUUGUUGAGACACCUGUAACGGAAUUAAACUUAAAACAAGAAUUAUCAGAGAAAGUAUUCCAAGCAUUCGAAACCAGUCCCAAAAGGUUCUUUGGCACUUCUAGAAAACAUAUUUUAAAUAAGAUUGAUACUUUUCUAGGACUACCGCAUAAUGAACAAGAGACGAAAAAAAUCAAAAUAGACGUUAACCACGAAAGCGGCCUAGUUUCUAGUCGUAUUUCAUUAUUUCACAACAUAUCCAAUACAGAAGAAUUACCUUGGGCACGAAGAAAAAGUAAAUCGAUGCAUAACCUGGCCUGCAUAGAUAGUAACAAAAAACUUAGUGUGCAAAAUGAACCUACACCUCUGUUACCAAAUCCAUCUCAAACUUGUGAUAAUUCUAUACACUCUGAAAAUUCUGAUUGCCUUAAUAGCCCUAAACGAAACUCUACCAUAAGAGUAUUAACAGAGGAUCAAAAUACGCCACAUCAAAAACAAGCUGAAUUAACACAAAGCAUCAGUCUCGACGAAACGUCCUCACGACCCGUUCCUGACAAUUUUAUUAAUACAGAAACAAAUAAUUACGUUAAAAAGACUAUCAAAGAUUUGAAUAAACAAACUAAUCAGUCUAAAAGGGAUUCUUCAGUUAAGAAACUUAAAUCCAUUAGCAAGUCGGAAAUGGACAUAUUUAGCAGAACAACCGACGUCGCUCAAGAUGACGGUUUAGAUAAACAUAAAUCUUACGAAGAACUGCCAAAAAUAUGCGUAAAGAAUUUUAUAUCACACUAUGAAGAUGUUUCUAAGAAGUCCAAUUUGACACAGAAAACUUACAAAUUAAACUCGGCCGGUUUUACAGAUAAAAAGCAAGUGCGGGAUUCAUUUCCAGAUACGUCACAUUCGAAAACUCUAUCAGUUGAAGUUCUGACAUCUGAAAAAGUAAAAUCGCCUGAUAUGGAUGAAAAUAAGAUAAAUCUUUCUACAAACGAAGCUAUACAGUUAUUUGAAAAAUUGGAUUCUGGAGAUAAAAACAAAAAACAGUCAACAAAUACUUCAGUUAAAGGAAAUCAAGGUGAUGAUGUAACUUAUUUAAGUUUCUCGGAUAUUGAUCUAGAAAUAGUUGAAAAAGAAGAAGAUAAAUCUGAAGAAACUUGGGCACAACCUGAAGCAGAAAAGGCUCAUUUAGAAUACAAGAAUCGGUUUACGAUGGCAAAAAAAUAUUUUCAAUCACUGGAAGAGCUAAGGCACGAAAGAGGAAAUAUUAAAAAGGAAUCACUCCAUACUUCCGUCGAAUCUCUUAAAGAUAAAAGCCGUCCUAAGAAAAGAAGCAACAUCAAAAAGUCUAACUCAAUGCCGUCAUCUGAAAUUGCGAAGAUAUGGAAUCAAAUGCAAGAACAAAAUAAUACAGAUGAUACCAAAAAGUUCGUUAAGAUUUCAGAAAAAUUUCACGUUGAAGAUUUAUUUGAAGACGUAAUGGAGGGAAGACUGAGCCGACAGGGAAGUUUAAGAGGCAUUCCUCAUAAAAAAGCCGUCCUUGAAACCUUUAGAUCCAUGGAAAAUAUAUCAGACAACAGAUUGAAUUCCUACGAAAUGGCAGUUGAGCAGUUAAAUGAUUUCGCAAAGGAAAACCAGGUCCGAAAUGCGCAGACCUAUUUGAGUGAAUAUCCUUACUUGCCUACAACUGAUCCGUCCAAAUAUCACUCCAGAUUGGAUACAACCGCAUCUGGGUUGAUUACUUUUAAGGAGUUAAAGAAGAUACCACGAAGAAAUAGUGUACCAGACUUAAGAUUGAAUCCAACAUUUACGGCUGACCUUUGA